GGCAACAUAUUUAAGUAGCACCAAUGUCAGUUACCUGGAAAAUUUGACUCUUUAUUGUUGGGAACUUUCGUGUAUUCUGUAUAUUUUUUCAUAUAAAUAAAUACUAUAUAUUUUAAUAAUCUAGUGAGAAUUAGAGGGAAAAAAAAUCUGUUUUUGAGGAUAUUAAAAAAAAAAAAAACUUGGUGUUAUUCAUUGAAAAUGCAGUGCCUCCUUGUGUUCAUGUUGAUUGUAUUAUUAUUGCUUUGUUUCAGUAUCUGUGAAGCUUUUGGAUGUGAAUUCGAUGCUGAAAAUCAUCAAUUUAAGGUGGCAGAUACAAUCAGGGUGGAUCAAUCUGGCAAAGGAGAUUUCAAAACUGUCCAAAAAGCUAUUGAUUCAAUCCCUUCUAAUAACAAGAAGUGGAUACGUAUCCUUAUUUCCCCUGGAGUUUUCAGGGAGAAAGUUACAAUUCCUUGUGAUAAACCAUGCAUUUUCCUCGAAGGAGCUGGGAGACUGUUAACCAGGAUUGAAUGGAAUAGUCAUAUGAGAACCUGUGACAGUGCUACUUUGACUUCAUUUCCUGAUAGCAUUGUUGCAAAAGGCAUUACUUUCAAGAACUUUUACAACAUACCUCUAGCAACAAUACCCAACAUAAAGAACACGGUAAAGCCAGCCCUAGCAGCUAGCAUCUACGGUGACAAAUCGGCUUUCUACAACUGUGCUUUCUUUGGGUUACAAGAUACAUUGUGGGACGUACAAGGUCGCCAUUACUUCAAAAAUUGCUAUAUCGAAGGUGCUAUUGACUUUAUAUUUGGGAGUGGUCAAUCUAUCUAUGAGAGCUGUGAAAUAAAUCUUACAAUAGGCAAAUAUGCACCCCAAUAUCCCAAUGGUUAUAUAACAGCACAGGGAAGGAAUUCAUCGGAUGAUCCGAGUGGUUUUGUUUUUAAAUCUUGUGUUUUUACAGGGACUGGUAAAACUUAUCUUGGAAGAGCUUAUGGAGCUUAUUCUAGAGUGAUCAUAUAUAAGUCGGUGAUGACGGAUAUUAUUGUUGCUUCUGGUUGGGAUGCUUGGACCUAUGUUCAUCAUGAAAGAAAUUUGAUGUAUGCAGAGAAUAGUUGCAGGGGAGCUGGGGCCAACACUUCAAAGCGAGUGCCAUGGCUGAGGAAACUCAGUGCUUCUCAACUCAGUCAAUUUGUGAAUAUAUCAUACAUUGACAAAGAAGGAUGGAUUGAUAAACUGCCAAAACAUGUUCUAAAUUUAGGGCAUAAGAAAAAUUCCAAACUCAAGUUCAUGGCUUAACAUAUCUACAAAUAUUUUGCACAUUUAUUAGAUGAUUUUACCUUCCAAUUGCAAAUUUAGUUGCAAAUGGUUUUAUUAGUUAAAAGAGAUUAAAAAUAUGAAAUGAAUAUAAAAGUUGGUUAUACAA
Molecule: messenger RNA, 1402 nt
Organism: Gossypium arboreum
Lineage: Eukaryota; Viridiplantae; Streptophyta; Magnoliopsida; Malvales; Malvaceae
Product: probable pectinesterase 66
Exons: 5
Coding region: 199-1275 (358 amino acids)
Biological process (GO): cell wall modification
Molecular function (GO): pectinesterase activity
Source: RefSeq, a predicted model, not a curated record